GAAAAGAGGGGAUAAAAAGAAUUCUCAAGAACACGGUCGAGUGUAUCGUCGUGUAUCUUUUUCUUUGGUUAUUGUCGAAUUUUAAUUAAAAACAUUUAAAAAACCAAUAAAAAUUAGUUAUUCGUGCGUGUGGUUAGUGUAUAGUGAUGGCAUCGGACGAGGAAGUGGAUGAAUCUUUCGCCGGGGAGGAAGAUGCCCCCGAGGACACGGGGGAGCAAGCCGACAAUGACCAGGAUUCCGAAGAUGCUCUGCCUAAAGGAGGGGUAAAGGACGACGAUGACGACUUCGAACCGGAAGACGCUAGGAAAAAGAAAAAGGGAAAGAAACGAAAAGCUAGAGGCGAAGAGAAAAAGGGCAAGAAAAAGAAGAAAAAGCGUAAGAAUGACAGUGGAGAUGAAAGCGAUUUUGUUGAAGAAGAAAACGGAGCUGGGGAUUCAGAUUACGGCGGUAGUAGCAGCAAAAGGGGGAGAAAGAAGGGUUCCACCAAACAUUCUUCAUCAUCUUCAACACCUACACCUGCGAAUGAAUCUAGUGGAGCUGGAGGUAUGCCUACCAUCGAACAAGUCUGUUCGACAUUUGGACUCACAGACGUCGACAUCGAUUAUUCAGAAGCGGAUAUGCAGAAUUUGAUCAGUUACAAAUUGUUUCAGCAACACGUCAGACCUUUUCUCGCUAAAGAAAACCCCAAGGUACCAAUGUCCAAAUUGAUGAUGCUGGUAGCCGCAAAGUGGCGCGAAUUUUCGAACAUCAAUCCGAAUUUGCAAAGCGAAAACGAACCGUCAACAGCACCUUCCACCACAUCUGAAGAAAGUUAUCCCAAAUCGAAUCGCUCGAGGGCUUCCAAAGAAGCCGCUCAAAAAAUCGUCGAAGCCGAUUCCGAACCGUACGACGAAGACGACGAUUUCGAUGACGACGAAGAUAAAGAGGAUAAAUCGAAAAAGAAACGCGGCUCCAGAGGAAGACCUAGUAAAUCGUCGAAAAAAGCCACAAAGGUGCCCACUUUGAAGAUCAAAUUGGGGAAGAGGAAACGAGGCAGUUCUGACGAAGACGGCGAAAAUAGCAAAGAUGGUUCAGACAGAGAUUCGGACGCUGAAUUCGAGCAGAUGUUGCAAGACGCCGAAGAACCCAAGUCCAAUAAAUCGACCAACGAUGAUGAACCGGUUGAGCCGUCCGAAGCACCGGUCGAAGAAGAAGCACUGUUGCCGAAGCGAAAAGCCAAAACCAAGAUCGGUUGUAAGACGAAGAGGAAAAGAAAGACGAAGAGUGGGAAACCAGAAGAUGAUAACUACGAACAUCAAGAUUAUUGUGAGGUAUGUCAACAAGGUGGAGAGAUCAUCCUUUGUGAUACUUGUCCCAGGGCUUACCAUUUGGUGUGUUUGGAACCGGAAUUGGAAGAGGCGCCUGAAGGAAAGUGGAGUUGUCCACAUUGUGAAAAUGAAGGUCCUGUUGAACAAGAUGACGACGAGCACCAAGAGUUCUGCAGGGUAUGUAAGGACGGCGGGGAACUGCUAUGUUGCGAUUCUUGUACAUCUGCUUACCACACUCAUUGCCUAAACCCUCCGCUGACCGACAUCCCCGACGGCGACUGGAAAUGUCCCAGAUGCGGAUGUCCGCCGUUAGUCGGAAAAGUAGCUAAAAUUCUCACCUGGAAAUGGGUGGACGAUCCUCCGAAGAAAAAGGAAAAUGGCGAAGACGAAAGCCCCACCAGACACAGGGAGUUCUUUGUCAAAUGGCAUGAGCUCUCAUAUAGACAUUGCAGUUGGAUAACCGAGCUCCAAUUGGACGUGUACCAUCCGCUAAUGUUCCGCAGCUACUCGCGAAAAUGGGACAUGGAGGAACCGCCGAAACUGGAAGAACCAAUCGACGAAUCCGACUCAAGAUGCACAAGGUUACUAAAAAUGGGCGGUAACAACAACGACGAAGAGCUAGAAGAGAAAUUCUACAAGUACGGCAUCAAACCCGAAUGGUUGGUGGUCCAUCGCGUGAUCAACCAUCGAACGAUGCGCGACGGUCGCACUUUGUACCUCGUCAAAUGGCGCGAAUUGACCUACGAUCAAGCCACUUGGGAAGAGGAGACCGAAGAUAUUCCCGGACUUAAGGCCGCUAUAGAAUAUUACACCGAUCUAAGAGCGGCUUGUUUAAGCGGCGCCGCCGGAGCCAAAAACAAGAAGGGCAAAGGGAAGAAACCGAAGGCGAAGGAAUUGAUGGACGACGAUGACAGAAUUGGACCGCGCCGGUACACCCCUCCCCCUGAGAAACCUUGCAGCGAUCUCAAGAAGAAACUGGAAAAACAACCCAGUUACCUAGAUGAAAGUGGCCUGCUGCACGAAUACCAACUGGAAGGUCUGAACUGGUUGAGGUACUCGUGGGCCAACGGUAUCGAUACCAUCCUCGCCGACGAGAUGGGUCUCGGUAAAACCAUCCAGACCAUCGUCUUCUUGUACUCAUUGUACAAGGAGGGCCACUGCAGAGGACCGUUUUUGAUCAGUGUACCGCUGUCGACCAUCAUCAAUUGGGAGAGGGAGUUCGAGCAGUGGGCGCCGGAUUUUUACUGCAUCACAUAUGUCGGUGACAAGGAUUGCAGGGCGGUAAUUCGUGAGAAUGAAAUUAGUUUCGAAGAAGGAGCAGUCCGAGGCAGCCGCGCCUCCCGAAUCAGAGCCGGUUCUAUUAAAUUCAACGUCUUACUGACGAGUUACGAGUUGGUUUCUAUCGAUUCGGCUUGCUUGGGAUCGAUAGAAUGGGCCGUAUUGGUCGUGGACGAAGCCCACAGGCUGAAGAGUAACCAAUCUAAGUUCUUUAAAUUCCUGAACAGCUAUAACAUAGCUUACAAGCUGCUGUUGACCGGUACGCCGUUGCAAAACAAUCUCGAGGAACUGUUUCAUUUGUUGAACUUCUUGAACAGCGAGAAAUUCAACGAUCUGACUACUUUCCAGGCCGAAUUUGCGGAUAUUUCGAAGGAAGAUCAGGUGAAAAAAUUGCACGAAAUGUUGGGACCGCACAUGUUGCGUCGUCUCAAGGCCGACGUACUUAAAAACAUGCCCUCGAAGUCCGAAUUCAUUGUCAGAGUGGAACUGUCGCCGAUGCAGAAAAAGUACUACAAAUACAUUUUGACCAGGAACUUUGAGGCGUUGAACCCGAAAGGCGGUGGACAACAGGUAUCUCUAUUGAACAUCAUGAUGGAUUUAAAGAAAUGUUGUAACCAUCCUUACUUAUUCCCGGCCGCGUCCGAAGAAGCCCCGUUGGGGCCGCACGGAAACUGGGACGUGGGCCAUUUGACCAGAGCUUCAGGAAAAUUAGUUUUAUUAUGUAAAAUGUUGAGAAAACUUCGCGAGCAAGGCCACAGGGUGCUCAUCUUCUCGCAGAUGACCAAGAUGUUGGACAUAUUGGAGGAUUUCCUCGAAGGAGAGGGAUACAAAUACGAACGUAUCGACGGUGCUAUAACAGGAAGUCUUCGUCAAGAGGCCAUCGAUAGAUUCAACGCGCCCGGCGCACCGCAAUUCGUAUUUUUACUUUCGACCAGAGCCGGUGGUCUAGGUAUCAAUUUAGCCACUGCCGACACUGUCAUCAUUUACGAUUCCGAUUGGAAUCCUCACAACGAUAUCCAGGCAUUUUCUCGUGCCCAUCGUAUCGGUCAAUGCAACAAAGUAAUGAUCUAUCGUUUCGUGACGAGGAACAGUGUUGAAGAGCGAGUAACUCAAGUGGCAAAGAGGAAAAUGAUGUUGACGCAUUUGGUCGUGCGACCCGGAAUGGGUGGCAAGGGCGCCAAUUUCACCAAACAGGAAUUGGACGAUAUCCUGCGAUUCGGUACAGAGGAACUGUUUAAGGAAAGCGAAGUAGGUAAAGAAGAUGAGGCCAUCCACUACGACGAUCGAGCCGUUGGAGAAUUGCUCGAUCGUAGCAAAGAAGGUAUCGAACAAAAGGAGAGUUGGGCUAAUGAGUAUCUUAGUUCGUUCAAAGUUGCCAGUUAUGUUACUAAAGAGGGCGAAACGGAAGAAGAGGUCGACACUGAGAUUAUCAAACAGGAAGCUGAAAAUACCGAUCCUGCUUAUUGGAUCAAGUUGCUGAGGCAUCACUACGAGCAACAGCAGGAAGAUAUCGCCAGGACGCUGGGUAAGGGAAAGAGAGUGAGGAAACAAGUGAAUUACAACGAUGGAGGCAUGACAACCGAUACCAGGGAAGAUACUACGUGGCAGGAAAAUUUGUCCGAUUACCAUUCGGACUUUUCCGCCGGUUCCGAUGAGGAUAAGGAGGACGACGAUUUCGAUGAAAAGAACGAUGCAGAUCUUAGCAGGAGAAGCCGCAGGAAGAUGGAGCGCAAAGACGAAAAAGACCGCCCUCUACCGCCUCUCCUUGCCCGAGUGGGCGGCAACAUCGAGGUCCUCGGCUUCAACGCGCGCCAACGCAAAGCCUUCCUCAACGCCAUCAUGCGCUACGGCAUGCCGCCGCAAGACGCCUUCAACUCCCAGUGGUUGGUCAGAGAUCUCCGAGGCAAAUCGGAGAAGAUAUUCAAGGCGUACGUUUCGUUAUUCAUGCGCCAUCUUUGCGAACCCGGCGCCGACAAUGCAGAUACUUUCGCCGAUGGGGUUCCUAGAGAAGGACUAAGUAGACAGCACGUUUUAACUAGAAUCGGAGUGAUGUCUUUGAUUAGGAAGAAGGUGCAGGAAUUCGAACAUAUUAAUGGGGAAUACAGCAUGCCGGAGGUGAUUAAGAAAACCAUAAUGGAACAAAAACCUAGCUUAACUCCUACUACUGAAGGAGAAACUCCAAAGAGCGCGACUACUAGUACUAGCGCAACUCCUGCUACGAGCGCAGCGCCCAGUCCGGCGCCCACUCAAGUUGAAGACAAAGAGAAGGAAGAGAAGCCUCAAAUCGACGAAACUAAAGAAAAAGACAAGGAUAAAGAAAAAGAAGUUAAAAUGGAACCAGAAGAACCCAGCACUGAUAAAGACAAAGAAAAGGAAACGGAUAAGGAUAAGGACGUUAAAGAAAAAAUGGAGGUGGAUGACGUCAAACCGGCCUCUCCUAAACCUGUUAUUUCACCCAAAACGGAAACGCCUGAAGCUCCUUCUUCCGAAGCCGAUAAAUCCGAGGUGAAAUCUGAAGUGGAUUCUGCAUCGGUAACCAGCGAGGAAAAGGAUAAGAAGGAAGAAAAGCAGGAGGAAGUAGUGAAAAAGGAACCAACGCCGAUAAUAGAAGAAGUGGUUACGAAACCGAUCACGAAGGAAGAAGUUAAAGAAGAAGUUGUUCCCCCGGUUGUUGAAGAAACUACAGAAAUUAAGAAGGAGGAAGAGGCCGAAAAGAAGGAAGAAAAGGUCAACCUUAAAGUGGAGAAGAAAGAGGAAGAAGAAGUGAUGGUUGUUGAAACCGAAGACGGCAAAGAUAAGCCGAAAGAGAAAAAAGAAAUCGACUUGGAAGCCAAGAAACGUUUCAUGUUCAACAUCGCCGACGGCGGUUUCACCGAACUGCACACUCUAUGGUUGAACGAAGAGAAAGCUGCGUCUCCGGGUAGAGAAUACGAAAUCUGGCACCGACGACACGAUUAUUGGCUGUUGGCCGGUAUAGUGACGCACGGGUACGGCAGGUGGCAGGACAUCCAAGCUGACGCGCGGUUCGCCAUCAUCAACGAACCGUUCAAGAUGGACGUCGGCAAGGGAAAUUUCUUGGAGAUCAAGAACAAGUUCCUCGCUAGGAGGUUCAAGCUUUUGGAACAAGCUCUCGUGAUUGAGGAACAAUUAAGGCGCGCCGCUUACCUGAAUCUCACGCAGGACCCCAAUCAUCCAGCGAUGUCCUUGAAUGCACGCUUCGCCGAGGUGGAGUGCCUGGCUGAGUCCCAUCAACACCUCAGCAAAGAGUCUUUGGCAGGAAACAAACCCGCCAAUGCUGUACUCCACAAGGUUCUUAACCAAUUGGAGGAAUUAUUGUCGGACAUGAAAUCCGACGUGUCCAGAUUGCCCGCGACGUUGGCCAGAAUACCGCCAGUAGCUCAGAGGUUGCAGAUGUCCGAGAGGAGUAUCUUAUCGAGAUUGGCGGCCACUUCGUCGUCCAGCAAUCAAUCCACAACGCAAGUGAUGAGCCAGUUCCCCCCAGGCUUCAACGCCGGCAAUCUGCCCGGUUUUACCGGUUCGACGGCCAACUUCUCCAAUUUCCGGCCCCAGUACUCCGUGCCCGGCCAGCCUCCCGCGGGAUUCCCCUCAUAAUAUUUAGUUUUCUAAGUAAUCACGACAUAGCUCAAAUCCCUAAACUAAUUUAUUCUUUUUUGUGUUUCCUUUGUUUGUUUUGUUUUUCUUUUAAAUCAAUCAAUCAAAUCAACCAAAUUACACGCAAAUAUUUAUUUCGACGAUUUUUUUUUUUAGAUUUCAUACUAAUGGGAAAGAUUUUUUGUCUGAAAUUUAUUUAUACAUAUACAGACUUUCAAAAUUACAUAAAAUUUAUAAUUUGGAUGAUGCAACGUUGCAAAUGUAAAGAUAAUUUUUAAUUUCUGAUUUACUACAGGAAAAUUAAUUCCAGACCACUCUGUGUAUGAGUUUGUUUUUUUUUUUUUAAUUUGACGCUGUAAAAAUCGGUGAUAAAAUUUUCGUAUUUAGACCUGCAAAUACAGUUUAUUUUUUGUUUGUUAUAUUUUUUUUUUUGUUAAGUAGGAGCAAAUAAUAGAACUUGUAUGUGUACAUUUUUUUAAAAAAUUUCGGAUCUGUGCUACAGGCAGAAAGUAUUAGUAUGUUUAUCGGUUUUUUUAUUACUUAAGC
This is a messenger RNA of Psylliodes chrysocephalus, 6743 nucleotides long. The record is from the annotation of a GenBank genome assembly. NCBI's taxonomy places the organism in Eukaryota, Metazoa, Arthropoda, Insecta, Coleoptera, Chrysomelidae.